Molecule: messenger RNA, 3040 nt
Organism: Clupea harengus (Atlantic herring)
Lineage: Eukaryota; Metazoa; Chordata; Actinopteri; Clupeiformes; Clupeidae
Product: solute carrier family 12 member 3-like
Exons: 20
Coding region: 1-2142 (713 amino acids)
Biological process (GO): chloride transmembrane transport; sodium ion transmembrane transport; potassium ion homeostasis
Cellular component (GO): apical plasma membrane
Molecular function (GO): sodium:potassium:chloride symporter activity
Source: RefSeq, a predicted model, not a curated record
AUGAGGGAGAUAUUUAUAGACAACCUGCUUCCGGAUAAGAGGAGUGGCAGCGGUGUCUUCUUUGACAAUUUCGCCAUCUUUUUUCCAUCUGCUAUUGGCAUCCUUUCUGGGGCCAACAUCUCUGGAGACUUAAAGGACCCGGAGCAUGCCAUACCCAAGGGAACUCUCUUGGCCAUACUCCUCACCACCAUCAGCUAUCUGGCCAUCUCUGCAACAGUGGGCUCGUGUGUGAUCCGUGAUGCCACAGGAGACCUGAACGACAGCGUGCCCUUGCUGAAUGGGUCUGAUGUGUGUGAGGGGCUGGGCUGUGGCUUCGGCUGGAACUUCACUCGUUGCUCACAGGGAGCGGACUGCAUGUACGGCCUCGCACAAGACAGACAGGUGCUAAGGUUGGUGUCAGGUUUCGGACCUCUCAUCCUUGCCGGGAUCUUUGCUGCAAGUCUGUCCUCUGCUCUGGCCUUCCUGGUCUCUGCCCCGAAGGUGUUCCAGUGUCUUUGCAGAGACAAGAUAUACCCCUAUAUUGGCUUUUUUGCAAAGGGUUAUGGGAAGAAUGAUGAGCCUCUACGUGCUUAUGUUCUGACUUACUUUAUUGCUUUGGCCUUCAUUCUGAUUGGGUCCUUAGAUGUCAUUGCCCCUCUCAUCUCAAACUUCUUCCUCUGCUCCUAUGCUCUGAUCAACUUCAGUUGUUUCCACGCCUCCAUCACCAACUCGCCAGGCUGGAGACCUUCAUUUCGGUACUACAACCACUGGACAGCACUCUUUGGGGCCAUCAUCUCCGUGGUGCUCAUGUUCCUGCUGACCUGGUGGGCAGCCCUCAUCACCUUCAGCCUCAUCCUCUUCCUCCUGGGAUAUGUCACCUACAAGAAGCCAGAGGUGAACUGGGGCUCGUCUGUGCAGGCUAGCACCUACAAGAUGGCUCUGUCCUACUCAGUGUCUCUGUCAGGGGUGGAGGACCACGUCAAGAACUACAGGCCCCAGUGUCUGGUGCUAACAGGGCCCCCGGUUCUACGUCCAGCGCUGGUGGACUUUGUGGGCUCCUUCACUAAGAACAUCAGUCUGAUGAUCUGUGGGGACAUCCUCAUGGAGGAUAAGAUGGCUCUUGCCCAGCGCAGUACUGACAGUCUUGUGAAAUGGCUAAACUGCCGAAAGGUUCGUUCCUUCUACACUCUGCUCAAUGGAGACAGUCUGAGAGACGGAGCGCGGACACUUAUGCAGGCCACAGGUCUGGGUAAACUAAAGCCCAACACUCUGGUUAUGGGAUUUAAGACAAACUGGAGAGAGUGCUCCCCCUACAGCCUGGAGGACUAUGUGAACACUAUCUAUGAUACAUUUGACGCAAACUAUGGCGUGUGCAUUCUGAGAAUGAUGGAGGGCCUUGACAUCACCGAAGAGAUGUUAUGUGAAGAUAAUGCUGCCUUUGAACCAGAUGAACCCCCCCAGCAACAGUGCACCGAUGACACUGCUUCCACAGCGCCAUCUCCUUCAGAUGCACACAACUCCCAGCAAGACCACCACAUUCCCAGCAAUCAGACCACUACAGUCUUCCAGAACAAACAAGGGAAGAGGACCGUUGACGUAUACUGGAUAUCUGAUGACGGAGGUCUGACCCUGUUGAUUCCGUACCUGCUGACUAGAAGGAAGCGCUGGCGCCAUUGUAAGGUGCGUGUCUUCGUAGUGGGGCAACAGCAGACCAUUGAGGAGGAUCGCAAAGAGAUGGUGUGUUUGCUUCAAAGUUUUCGCCUGGAUGUCCACGAUGUCAUCGUCAUAACAGAUAGCGAGCGCCCCCCACUGGCCAAAAGCCUGAUGAGAUUUGAGAACUCUAUCGCCCCCUUCAGGCUGAGAAGUGGAGAGCAGGAGGGUGGCAUUGUGCACCCAGGAAAGGCAGAGAGUCCCUGGAGGGUGUCUGACAAAGAACUGGAUGCACUUAGACUCAAGUCUGAGAGGAAGGUGCGUCUGAAUGAGAUCAUUCGGAGGAAUUCCAAGCACGCUGCGCUGGUCAUUGUGAGUUUGCCUGUACCCCAGAGUGACUGUCCCAGCUCUCUCUACAUGGCCUGGCUGGACUCUCUGACCUUUGGCCUCCACUGUCCAGCUCUGCUCAUACGAGGCAACCAGCAGGAUGUGCUCACCUUCUACUGCCAGUGAAGAGAAAGACACACUCCGCUUACGUCUGAUUGGACCUCACUGCUUGCCGUUGUGAUUUCCUCUUCCUGUUCAGAACGGAUGGAUGAGAAUCUAAUAAUUAAUAGAUUUCAGCUAACCAAAGAUUAUUUGGUCUAUUUAUGGAACUACAGCUGCUGCCAAAUAAAUCAAGGACCUUAGAAAAUAUUUAUAUAAAAGUACUUAAUUCAGAAUUAAUUCAUGGUAAUAUUUAAUUAUCGUCACCGUUGUACAACACAGCUCCAUAAUGCAGCAUGCGUUGUUUGAACUGAUUUCUGAUGGAACAGGUGGAGGUAGAGAUAUACAUACAGAUACGAUGAAAGUGAUUAUUAAAACAACCAUGAUUUAGCUGCCGAAUGAUGACGAGGAGGAUAAUAGUGAUGAAAGUGAUUAUUAAAACAACCAUGAUUUAGCUGCCGAAUGAUGACGAGGAGGAUAAUAAUGAUGAAAGUGAUUAUUAAAACAACCAUGAUUUACCUGCUGAAUGAUGACGAGGAGGAUAAUAGUGAUGAAAGUGAUUAUUAAAACAACCAUGAUUUAGCUGCCGAAUGAUGACAAGGAGGAUAAUAAUGAUGAAAGUGAUUAUUAAAACAACCAUGAUUUAGCUGCCGAAUGAUGACAAGGAGGAUAAUAAUGAUGAAAGUGGAUGCUGGUGGUGAUGAUUUCUCAGGGUUUGUUUAAAAAGAGAACUGGUCUCAGUCUGUUUUUCUGCACUUAGAUUGUCUGUCUAGAAUAGCAUGCAUACUGCGUACUGAUAAUUUAGUGCAGUACAGUGCACACUAGACAUGUUCGUUAUGUCCUGUUGGAGUCUGUGGUCAUUCUUGGCAUUUGUGUGUAGAAUCUGUGAAACCGUUUUGUUCUGUUCAUGUAUGUUUUGAUGAAA